UCAUGGAAUACCCAAAAUACUUAUUUGUAAAGAUCUCCUCAACAACAUCAUGUCGAUAUUUUAAGUCGUGUUAUGUUCAAUUAAUCCUCUAUUGUUACACAAAAAUGUUUCCUAAAAAAAAGUAGUUGCUUUAAAAUAAUCUAAAGCUAAAAAUGAUCUGAGAGUCCAUGUCGCUAAAAAAUACAUAUUUUUUAAGUUUGCAUAGUAAGGUAAAAAAAAACAAUUUAAUGUACUCGACAAAACAUAUUAUUUCCUCACUACUUCCUCAUGAUGUCCUAUGUCCUGUUUUAAUCGUACAAACUGUUAUUUUUCGUUAUCUCCCCUUUUAUUUUUGCUCUUUUAACUACAUUUCUCGGAGUCCUGAGCUCAUUGGACAGCCGUUCCACUUUUGUUAGACUUCCUGCUCUUGCAAGAAAGUGAUUUGGCCAGCUUAUUUCAUACUCAAGGUUUACACUCUUUAUGUUUGCGCCCAUUCCUUUUUACAUUGAUUUCAGUAGGUGCCUACAAUGGUGUUGUUAUUAAAAAUGAAUGUUUUGAAGCUACUGAAACACGAGAAGCUCUUGGUUUAAGGAGCAGAUCCAGAAAAGAAGUUUUUCCUAUUGUGGCUGCUGGGGUGAUUGGUUGAUAUAGCGGGGUGAGCUGCUGAUUGGUCCGUGUGCAGCUACAGAUCACGGUGCAGUUAAAGGUCCCUUCAGUCCGUGCGUACGCUGAUCUUCCUGCUAAAAAAUAGCCAUCGGGCAAAUGGAAAAAUUCGCUUAUCGUACGGACGAGUGUGUAGAUUUGAUGAAUUCCCGCACAUGGAUCAAAACACACUUCCCUGGAAGAAGUAACCGCCUGUCUUUCUUUGGAUUUAUAAACCUGUGAGUUCCAGUACAUGCAGGGAAAGUUGGAAAACGGAGAGGACUGAAGCGCAAUCAGUGAAGGUACUAAGUUGAGGAGCGGCGCAUUAGCCUAGUGAAUUCAUAAAACAUCCGAAACUGAAAUAUUAAUGUAGCAGUGCACAUACAAAACGUAAGUGAACGAUAUUUGUUUGGAAAACGUAUACCAGGAUAAUUUUGCGCAUUUUUCGAUUUACAGACUCCUCUGAACACUUCUUUGGAAGUGUCAUUAGCUGCAGCAGCCGGGACACUUAAUUCAGUCUAGCCAGAGUCAUGGCAGGGAUGUGCAGCUCCACCGUAAAGACCCUGGAGGACUUGACUCUCGAUUCGGGCUAUGGAGCAGGGGACUCUUGUAAGUCUCUUAGCCUCUCGUCUUCAAAAUCCAAUUCGCAGGCGUUCAUGAGCGCUCCGCACCGGGGCAACUGGUGGUACUAUUCAGGGUCUAUGAACAGCCGAAAUAACAGCUGGGACACAGUCAAUACUGUACUGCCGGAAGACCCCGAGGACAUGUUCUCCAAAUGUCCCCGGCUCCCGGAGUUGGAGGAAUUCCCCUGGACCGACGACGAAGUGGGCAAGAUCUUGCGCAAAACACCUGGCAAGGGGGCAGCGUUUUCCCAGGAGGCUGUCCGGAGGCUCUCUACUCUCCUACGAAGGGCUUUGAUUCGGAUUUCCAGAGAAGCCCAGCGGCUCAGUGUCAUGCAUUGCCGCUGCACCCGCUUUGAGGUGCAGAGCGCCAUACGCCUGGUGCUGAGCUGGGCGCUGGCGGAGAGCUGCGUCUCGGCUACAGUCAAGGCGAUCUCGCUGUACAGCAUGAGCGCAGGCGAGUGGCUGCGGAAAGGCAAGUCCUCCCGAUGCGGUCUGACCUUCUCGGUUGGCCGCUUCUUCCGCUGGAUGGUGGACACCCGCAUCUCCGUGCGCAUCCACGAGUACGCGGCGAUCUGCCUGGCCGCUUGCAUGGAGGGACUGGUGGAGGAGGUGGGGACGCGUGUGCUGAUGGGGGAGAGGCAGCCGAGUCCAGAUGGAGUUUCACUUGGAACAGGAGUCACGGCCGAAGCUUUGGAGGCGGUUGUCAACAAUGAUGCCGAGCUCUGGGGACUCCUGCAGCCCUACGAGCAUCUCAUCUGUGGGAAGAACGCAAACGGUGUGCUGUCCCUGCCUGCUCACUUCAGCCCCUACACAGAGGGCUCCUCCAUCCAGGAGAGCCGAGAGGAUGCCUAUGCACAGCUGGAGCUGCGGACAUUGGAGCAGUCCCUUCUCGCCACCUGCGUAGGCAGUAUUUCCGAGCUCAGUGACCUGGUCUCCAGGGCGAUGCAUCACAUGCAGCGCCUGAGCACCAACAGGCCGGGCCUGAGCCCCGCGCGCCACAGCCGCCAGCAGCCCGUGUCCUGGUCUCCCGACGCUCUGCACACUCUCUACUACUUCCUGCGCUGCCCGCAGAUGGAGUCCAUGGAGAACCCCAACCUGGACCCUCCCAGAAUGGCCCUCAGCAAGGAAAGGCCCUUCCUCCUGCUGCCGCCGUUGAUGGAGUGGAUCCGCGUGGCCAUCGUGCACGCCGAGCACCGCCGCAGCCUGCUGGUGGACAGUGACGAUGUGCGGCAGACUGCCAGGCAGCUCCUCCCCGGACUGGACUGUGAGCCGCGGCAGCUCAAGCCGGAAUGCUGUUUCAGCUCUUUCAGGAGGCUAGAUGCCAAGGCGGCUACAGACAAGUUCCAGCUGGACCUGGGCUUCCGCAUGUUGAACUGUGGCAGGACAGACCUGAUCAGCCAGGCCAUCGAGCUCUUGGGGCCGGAUGGCGUAAACACCAUGGACGACCAGGGCAUGACCCCACUCAUGUAUGCCUGUUCAAUAGGAGACGAGGCCCUGGUACAGAUGCUGAUAGAUGCUGGAGCCAAUUUGGAUUUAGCAGUCCCAGGGUACUCUCUCAAACACCCAUCGGUUCACCCAGACAGCCGACACUGGGCUGCCCUAACUUUUGCAGUGCUUCAUGGCCACAUCUCUGUGGUCCAGCUCCUCCUGGAUGCUGGAGCCGAUGUGGAGGGCGCAGCCGUCACCGAUGGGGAGGAGAGCUAUGCCGAGACGCCCCUACAGCUGGCAUCAGCAGCAGGUAACUAUGAGAUGGUGAGCCUUCUGUUAGCGCGUGGGGCUGACCCCAUGUUGAGGAUACGCGAUCCCAAUGGUCUGACGUCAUCACUUUACGAAGAUAUGAAUUGCUUCAGCCAUGCAGCAGCUCAUGGACACAGGAACGUGCUGCGGAAGUUGCUGACUCAGCCCCAGCAGGUGAAGCAGGACGUCCUGUCUCUGGAGGAGAUCCUGGCGGAGGGAGUGGAGGGGCAGCCCCCCGUUUGCCGUCCUUUCAGUCCCAGCGGGGGGCAGCUCAAGCUGUGCAAGGCCCGCAUGAAGGCUCUGCAGGAAGCCACCUACUACAGCGCAGAGCACGGCUACCUGGACGUCACCAUGGAGCUGCGCUCACUGGGUGUGCCCUGGAAGCUUCACGUGUGGCUGGAGUCUCUGCGGAGCUCCCACCAGCAGUCCAGGACCUCAGUUACCCUGACCCUCCUGCGGGAGUUCUCCACCAUCAGGGAAGAGGAUUACUGUGAAGAACUGGUCAGCCAAGGCCUACCACUUAUGUUCUCCAUCCUCAGGACAAGCAAGAAUGAUGCUAUUAACCAGCAGCUGGCAUCCAUCUUCAGUCACUGUUACGGGAAAGGUCCAUUACCAAUAAUUCCUGAAGUCAAGAUAACACUUCCAGCCCAAUUAGACCCCCAUUUCCUGAACAAUAAAGAGAUGUCUGAUGUGACAUUCCUGAUUGAGGGAAAGCCAUUCUAUGGUCACAAGGUCCUACUCAUGAGCGCCUCUGAAAGGUUUAAGAUUCUGCUGAGUCCCACUGGGUCUGCAGAUACCCACAACCGCAAGAACAUAGAGAUCACUGACGUCAGGUACAGGAUAUUUGAGAUGAUGAUGAAAUACUUGUACUGUGGAGGGGCAGAAUCACUGCUAGUUCCUGUGUCUGAUGUACUAGAGCUGCUCUCUGCAGCCAGUCUCUUUCAGCUCCCAGCCCUACAGCGCCACUGUGAGGUUAUCUGCUGUCAGAACAUCACCCUGGAAAAUGCAGUCAGCAUAUAUCGUUCAGCCAAGGUGCACAGCAUCACAGAGCUGGCUUUGUUUUGUGAAAGCUACUUCCUGCAGAGCAUGGAAGGGCUGGUGGAGCAGGAAGCUUUCAAGACGCAGGUGCUGAAUCCAAACAGCAGAGUACAGGGGCGAGAGCCCCUGGAGGACCUAGAGGCCAUGCUGGCCAGGAGGAUCCGCUCAGUAUACAUUACAUCUAGAGUGUGAGGGUCUGGGUUGCCAUGGAAGCAGGCCAGGACCAGUGAGAGGGGCAAAGUUUUACCAGGGCAAAAUGGAGAGUGUGACAGGGGACAAGCGGCUGAGGAGUUUGACAUCUCGCGUUCAUUCCGCUGGUCUCUCUCCCCCAGAGAAGAGAAAUGGCACAGCUGAUCUGCACCGCAUAGAAAAAGAGCUGUAAAGCAGAAAUCUUUGGAUUGUGCACUGACGCGCCCUUCCCACAGAGCCGCGAGAUGACUGGCCGAUGUUAUUUUUGGAAAAUGGUACUAACAGAACUUUGUUAAAGUGGGAAUGGAUUUUUUUUUUUUAUUCCAAGCAGAUCCUUAAUAUUUAUUUAACAGUGAGAGAGCUCUUGGUUAGCUCUCGGGUUAGGUUCCAGGCAAAUAAUUUUGGCGUUGAGCUGGUUCACGUCUGACCUAUUUAAAGUGUCACUUCAAUUUUUGUAACUCAUGAGCCUUCCUGCCAAAUUAGUUCUCUUGAGUAAAAUAUGAACAGAAGCAAACUGAACGUAAUUUAAUAUUUUAUGAGUUAUCAGUCGCACAAUAUUUGCAGACGUCUAUAACUAAAGGUUCUGUGUAAAUAAUGUUUGCCAAGAGCGAAUUGCAAGUAACCUUGAGUUGUAUGUAAAAUACUGCCACAAAAUGUAUACAGUCACUGCCUUUGAAUGUUUGAAAGACAUACACAUUGAAUGACCGUAGCAUUAAUUAAUGUUAUACAGAGUGUAAAGAGUAGAUUAUACAUUCCAAUAGUUACUGAAUAUAUAAUGUAGAAAUCUGAACAUAUUGCAUUUGAACUGCAGACAAAGGUCUCUCCUAGUAUCAAAUGGAAUAUGCAAACUGUAGCACUGUGUGGGUCUACGAUGGUGUGCCUUAAAUAAAAUGUUGCUGGAA
Molecule: messenger RNA, 5110 nt
Organism: Lepisosteus oculatus (spotted gar)
Lineage: Eukaryota; Metazoa; Chordata; Actinopteri; Semionotiformes; Lepisosteidae
Gene: abtb2b
Product: ankyrin repeat and BTB (POZ) domain containing 2b
Molecular function (GO): protein heterodimerization activity
Source: RefSeq, a predicted model, not a curated record